CAUAAUUUCAUCAUUACUGAACUAGCGCAUAAAAGAAUGAAGUUAAUCAUAUGCAACUAACAAUACAAGAAAGUAGUAAUAUUGGUUGCCUAGAUAUCAGUAAUUUUUUUAACAAAACACACUUUUAUAAAUAAUCUAGUCAAAAUUAGAAAAAAUAACUAAUGUACUCAGACAAAUUAAAAAAACGAAUGUUUGAGUGGAUAAUCAGGGAUAAUCCUGCCUAUGCAUUAAAAUUAAUUAUUGGAAAAAGUCAUCUAGACAUUAUUCUAAUCCCUGAAAGCAUCCCCCUAGACUCACGACGGAUCCAAAGGUAACCAAUAACCAUCAGUGAACUGUAUAUUUAGUAUGUUAUUUAUAUGUAUAUUUUAUAUACUUAAAUAUACAGUUCAUUGUGCGAGCCAUCCUUUCAAAAAUAAUUGAUAUAAAUAACUUAUAUCUUGAUUACAAUCUGAGACCAACCUAGAUCCUGCAUAUUUUUGGUCUAGUUCAGCUUAGUUAUAGAUUUAAUUUGAUAGAAAAAUAUAACCUCAAUUUUUUUUAUUUUAAUUUUUUGUGCGGUUAAUGUUCGUUCCAACAUGAACGUAGUAAAGAGUAUAAAUUAUUGUUUAUUUGGUAUUUUAAGAUCUAAUAAACAAUGUCAGUUAUUUCAAAUUACUCGUAAUUUUUCAAAUAAGUUACCGUUCAUCAAAAGCGAAUCUCUUGUUUCUAGUUCUAAUGGAAAAUGUAAUUUUAGUGUCGCCAGUUCUGCCUUCCAAAACGUACCCAAAUUAUCGAAUAUUCAUGAUACCAUUUCGUCAAUUCAACUUAAAAAGAGAGUAAUUAGGAAGAAAAAGGCUUUAGAAGAGGAUGAAAAAGAGCCGGGAAAGUAUAAUGUCUUUGCUUUUGCGACGGCUGAAGAAUACAAUUUGGAAAAGUUGUUUGAUGGUCUAAAAAAUCAAAAUUUGUAUGAAGCAAAGCGCGUGGAAAACAAUGUAGACGUUAUUCAUGCUAUCCCGAAAUAUAAAGUGGAUGAGGAGCAGAGAGAAAUAUUUUUCUUUAGAGAUGGUAGUGUCGUGAUGUGGAAUAUUACAGAUCUCGAAAGUAGUAAUAUUUUAAAAUUUUUAAGACAAUUUGAAGAGGACAGCUACUCAGAAAGACUUGUACAGAGUGAAUGUGAAGUAAUGAACUACAAAUAUUAUCCUACCGAAAAUAAACAAAGUUCUAUAGAUAAGGGUGGUGAUAUCGUUUUGGCACCAAUCACUGAUCUUACUUUAGAGAAGUAUGCAUUUUCAAAUGGAAUGAUGUUAAGUGUAAAACUUGGCAUAUGGGAAGAAUCGCUUGAUAAAUAUAUAAAUGAUAUGGAAUUUGUUACAGAAGAUCUGAAAAGAGGUAAAAUAAAAAUGACAAGAGAAGAGGUAUUAAAAAAGCAUGGAGAGCUGUUUGCCCUUAGACAUUACUUAAAUCUAAGUUCCGAUGUUUUGGAUAUACCUGAUUUCUACUGGGAUAAUGACCAUUUGGAGAAUUUGUACAGCCAAGUGUGCUCAUAUUAUUCCAUAAAUAAAAGAACUAAAGUCAUGAAUGAAAAGUUAAAUCAUUGUGUCUCUCUUAUAGAACUUUUAUCAUCGCAUUUAAGUAAUAAACACAGCACUAAGUUAGAAUGGACGAUAAUAAUCCUUAUUAUGGUUGAAGUGUUCUUUGAAACCAUUCAUUAUGUUGACCGAUAUGUCGAAAGGGCAGAAAUCAAUAAAAUACCAGUUCAAAUCUAGGAGGGAUAAAAUGAAAAUUUUUAAUUAAAUGUACAGUUGUUUUAUUUUGUACUUUUUUAAAUAUAAUUUCAUGAUUUUUAA
Messenger RNA from Psylliodes chrysocephalus, 1826 nucleotides. Lineage: Eukaryota; Metazoa; Arthropoda; Insecta; Coleoptera; Chrysomelidae. The record is from the annotation of a GenBank genome assembly.